AUGUUAUUUUUCGAAGACUCCUUAUUUAAAUCUACAAGUAAAUUAAUUCUUACUGUUAAGAUGGGUACUACAUGUGGUAUAUUACGAAGAAACGGCAAAGAUAUCAAACAAGUCGUGCUCCCAAUGCAAAGGCCUAAAUUCCCUUAUGGUUUUCCUCCUCCUGAUCUUCGAGAAGCCGGGAUCGGUCCUUAUUUGAUACCUCAAACAAUGAACGACAAGCUUUUAGAUCAUCUUGGCAAAUGAAAUAAAAUGAUGAGCAUGUAUGCGUCAACCGCUCAUCCUUUUGAAGUAUAGUUAAUGACACUGACUGGCACGGGGUGCUUUUGGCUCGAAACUGAGCCAAAAGCACCCCGUGCCAGUCAGUGUCACUAACUAUAUAUUUAAAAGAUCCUGAAAGAAAAGAAAAGCUGUUAAGAAGAAUCAAAAAAGGGCCACCUGUGCAAUAUCGUUGGCAAGCUUGAAUUGCAUUGAUGAAAUUAAGUGCCAGGGUCAAUGAAGAUGCUUAUAAUAAGCUGCCAAUGGCAGAUGAGAGUGUUAUGUCUACAAUAAGAAGAGAUCUUGAUAGAACCUUCCCUAAUCACCCAUAUUUUCAGAAAGAGCAGUUUAAUAAUGCAGGCCAAGGCGCAUUGGAGCGAAUAUUAGGAAAAUUUGCUUAUCAGCAUCAGGAGAUAGGAUAUUGCCAAGGGAUGAAUUUUAUUGCUGGAUUUUUACUUAUGGUGUCAGGAGGAAGCGAAAUUGAAGUGCUCUUUGCUCUUGAAAUCCUCUGUGAAAAAUAUGAUUUAAAAGGAUUUUUUAUUGAAGGAAUGCCUUUUUUGAAAAAAAGUGUAUGAAUUUUCAACAGGAUUUUUAGAUUGAAGCUCCCAAAGCUGUGGCAGCAUUUUCAAGACGAAAAUGUCCCUGAUGAUGCGUGAAUUUUGAAGUGGUUUAUGACUGUUUAUAUCAUGAAUUUAAAUUUCGAAACAAUUAUAAGAAUUUGGGACUGUUUUUUAAUAGAUGGCAUUAAAAUGCUAUAUCGUGUUGCGUUAUCAAUUCUCUCUUCUAUUGAGACUACUCUUUUAACAUUAGAAACGGUAGAAAUAUGUGAAGCUCUAAAAGAGGUCAAAAAUCUUAUAGACCCUGAAUCAUUAAUUACAAGUUCACUGAAAAUAAAUAUUUCUGACUCUUCCCCUUAUUAGGCGAGUAAAACCAUUAGAAAAAUCCUUAUUUUUUUGCCAAAAAAAACACCUUUACAGCAGACUGACUUAACUUAACUUAUUAGGUUCUGUAUUUAACGCCAUUCACGGGGUGGCCCCUCCCAGAGCUUCCCGCUGCUUCUUCGCCGCAUAGGGCCCGCCGACCGUCUGGGGCCAGUCAGCCUCGAUCUCCAGUACGCGCCUCCGGAGCAGUGUUGCUGACUAAGGCGGCUCAUGCCUGAGCUACUUCGCUUGAGGACAUGGGUUGCCAUUCCGAAAAUCCAUAAAAAAUGGAUUUUCUGGUAGGCUUUCGGCAAAAAGGAAAAACACGAAGCCUGGGACGUAACGCCCAGUUUCACGCUAGGGAGUUGCCCGAUUGGUCCUAACGGACUUGGCUGAGCUUCCCCUUUCCAACUUACGUGCCUCCUUCCCCAUGAGGAAAAAACAUUCCGAAAGUAGACUUGGGCUAGGCUCUGAGAACAACCAGAAUUGCUUACCUAGCAUUGCCAUCCGUUUCUGAAAUGCAAAACCUUGCCGGAUAUAAUUAAAAUAUGAAUCGAGUAUGCAUGGCCGGGAGGCCAUGCCCAGACGAAGACGCCAUAUUUUAAUUAUUACAGCAGACUGACACAUGCAGCCAUUUUAAUGCAUGAUAACGGAGAGGGGAGUAAAGAAAAAAUCACUGCUAUUGAAAAUUUGUAUAAGCAUAGAGUCAUAGGAAGAAUGAGCGUAAAAUCCGUCCCACCCCAAAGACCAAGAACAGAAGAAGCUUGCCAUCGCAUAGAACAAAAAACAAAGCUUCCACCUGUCAAAAAAGAGUCAUUUUCACCUCAGCCGCGGCCUUUUGUGAUGGAAGAAAUAAGAGAAGACCUAAGAGGCAUUACCCCUAGACGAACAAAAACAAACUCUUUUACAUCUAAUAGUAAUGAUGAGCAAUCUUCGCGUAAAUUUACACAAGUUCCAACGCUUCCAGAUAUACAUAGUACUAGAAAAUAUUCAAAUAGCUUUAGAGAGCCUUUUGCAGGAUGGGCUGAUGAUUCUUUACAUAGCGAAUCAGAUGAAGGCAGCGAAACCAUUGAUGUAAAAACAGUGCUUAAUGAAUUACUAACUCCCCCCCUCCGUGAGUGAACAAAACCAUUAGAAAAAUCGCUAUUUUUUUGCCCAAAAAACCCACCCUCCGUGAGUGAACAAAAAUUUUUUUUAAUAGAAAAAUUUUUUAUGGAAAAAAAAAAUUGAUAUAUAAAUGAUAAUUAGUAUAAUGAAAUCUAGAGCUAAUUCUGUUUAAUUUUAAACGAAUUGCUUUUUAAAACAUAAAUUUUAUAAAUUGAAUUAAUAUUUGCUUCCCAAUUUUUGCGAAUUAGGAUUUUUUUAAAUUUCGAAGAAAAAUAUUUUUUAGAAAAUUUAUAUAUAAAUGUUUUAAAAAAAAAAAUUAACCCCCCUCCGUGAACAAAAUUUUUUCGUUCACUCACGGAGGGGGGGGGGGAGUAAAAGAAAAAAGCAGGGACAAUUUUUUUAAGCUUAAAUGUCCAAGAGUUCCUAUAAGAAAAGGUUCAGAUAUUGAUAAGAAAAUAACCUUUAUUAAUAGACUGCCAAUUUAA
Molecule: messenger RNA, 2767 nt
Organism: Blepharisma stoltei
Lineage: Eukaryota; Ciliophora; Heterotrichea; Heterotrichida; Blepharismidae
Source: the annotation of a GenBank genome assembly